AAACGUGCUGACGAGGCCACCUCGGAGGAGAGCGACUCCGAGGUUGGUUGGAGUAAGGGCUCCGCGAGCGAGGUGUCCUCUCACGGCGGCACUCCCACCAGAGCAGCUCCGAAACGACGACGGACUCUGAUUGCCCCCGCAGCCAGCCCCUCCACUCCGGUCCCAUCGGCAAGUGUUGUUAUUUGGUCAUUUGAAUCGUCAACUACUUGGGGAGUUGGGGUAAGUUUGGUUCAUCACCCGGUACUCAAUCAGCUGGGUAGUCAACGCGACCCCUUUCAGUGGCAUAUGGAAAUGGAGUCUUGGAACUGGGAAAGCCCUCCGCAAGACACCAACGAUUAUGGUGGAGGGGACAAGAACUGCGUUCCAAGGUGUCAUCUGUUUCCACGUGGUCCAGAACACGGCUGCGGGAUUCGACUUUUGUGUCAUACGCUUGAGGUGAUCACCACUGCGAUGCUCCGAAAGUCCUCCUUUCAAGAAGGUACCGUAAUCAUCACCGAAUUCAACGAAAAAAACGAGUCUCCAUCGAAAUUUUGUCCACGUUGGAAUGAGACUCUCUUAUUCAACAUUACCCACACCGAUAACUGUGGUAAACCCGGUCAGCCCAACAUUGAUUCAUCGCUCCAAUCAACCAUGAGCAAUUGA
Molecule: messenger RNA, 642 nt
Organism: Mesocestoides corti
Lineage: Eukaryota; Metazoa; Platyhelminthes; Cestoda; Cyclophyllidea; Mesocestoididae
Source: the annotation of a GenBank genome assembly